AUGCAUGCGGGAGCGUUGCCCCCCAUCCCGGCAGUCACUCUUCUUCUCUUCUUCACUCUCGUCACACAGGCCACCACUUUCUUCAUUCGAUCUUUCAUUCCACCUGAUAAAACCUGCAACUCAACAGCCGGUCACGAGUGUUUCGCGUUGAUGUUUGAUCGAAUGGCUGAAGUAUGCACGGAUCGCGAACCAUUGACAUUCAAAUGUAUUCAUUAUAAUUUUCUUGAUCAAUGCUUUAACCAGAGAGUCGGCUACUGCACGACGGCUCAGAUCACAACUUUUGCUCAAGUCGGUCUCGAUAAAUCUCGAAAGAAAUGUGAACGAAUAGAAACAAAAAGUUAUCGAGAUAUAAUCCCACCUCGCGCGUCUUCCCGGCAAUUUGGUGACGAAAGACUGCGAUUACCAGCUACACAACUCAUCUCAACAUUCGGAUAUUUGCAAACACAUUGUUCAGCAAUUCAGAAUACUAGUUGUGUUGCUGAAGCAAUGGAGCAUAUUUUCGAGCACUGUGAGCAUGAGAUUCGAUCGAAAAUCAGUCAGCCAACUGCCAGUGAUUUUGAUCGCCACAAAUUAUUGAGAAUAAAAUUGGAUGCUUCUCGGCGACUGCUUGCUUUUCUUGAGACUGAAAAUCAUUAUGAGUGCUUGAUGGUGAAAUGGAAUCUCAAACAGAUUCAUAAGAUUCAUGAGCAACAUUGUUUUCAUACGAUAAUGACACGAUGCUUGUGUGAGAGGGCUGAGUUCGAGAAGCACUGUAAUGUGAAAUGCAAGGAUUUAGAGGUUGCCCCACCAGAGAUCACAGAAAGAGAAUGGGAAGAGCUUCGGUCAAGACUCCAUCAUGGCGCAUCCACUCGUCACUUUUCUUCUCUUCUCAUUAUUAGCUUUUUGGCAAUUCUUGUUAACUUCAAUUUU
Mesorhabditis belari is the source of this 909-nucleotide messenger RNA. The record is from the annotation of a GenBank genome assembly. Lineage: Eukaryota; Metazoa; Nematoda; Chromadorea; Rhabditida; Rhabditidae.